Beauveria bassiana ARSEF 2860 is the source of this 702-nucleotide messenger RNA. RefSeq lists its product as uncharacterized. Bases 1 to 702 code for a protein of 233 amino acids. Lineage: Eukaryota; Fungi; Ascomycota; Sordariomycetes; Hypocreales; Cordycipitaceae. The transcript is spliced from 2 exons. The record is from RefSeq and is a predicted model, not a curated record.
AUGGAGAACAAAACAGACCUUUUGAACUCUUCGACGCCUCACCACGCCCACCACCUUGGCAACAUCACCCAGAAGCACAAUGCCACCAACGGCACCCUCGACAACCUGAUGAAUCCCCUCGUGAAUGCUACCGGCAGCGCAAAGAACCCCUGCGACAUCUGGAUAGCGGGCGUGAUCCUCGGCCUCAUCUUUGCCUUCUUCUUCGCCAUCGUCGCCAUCGACAUGCGGGCCAAGUACCGCACCGGCGAGCUCCGCGAUGACAUGCUCGGCAUCAAAAACGUGCUUGUCCUUGUGCUCAAGGCGGUGCCCAUGCUCCUCGUGGCUCUAUUCUCCAAGAUUCGCAGCUUGGUUUCCCGCAAGCAGGCCGUGCCCGCCGAGGCCGACGGCGAGGCCGCAGCCCAAAAGACGCGCGAGUCCCAGGUCAUUGUGCAGCGCCUCGCCGCCAAGUCUGAGAGUGAGGGCACAAAUUCCAGCGUCUCCUCGGCUGACAUUGCCCCGGUCAGCGUCGCUCCGGGCAGUGUUGCCCCGGCUAGUGUUGCCCCGGUCAGCCGCGCCCCGGUCAGCCGCGCCCCGGUCAGCGUCGGCCGGUCCCACGUCUCCACGGUCCACGACGACUCGUUCGGCGGCGGCUCGUUCGGCGGCGGCUCGUUUGGCGGCCAUAACCGCAGCUCAAGUAGUAGCAGCUCAAGUAAUGGAAGCUGA